AUGAUUAUAUCCCAACUCUUCCACCUCCUCCUGGUAAUAUGGUGCGCAUUCACCAGCGCCCGAGAACCAUACGACCUGUCUAUACGACGCGACCCGCAAGGUCCUUUAGGCGUGAGACUCGAUUACGCCUUCGCAACCAACUGGCCGACAUCAAUCAACGCCAUCCCCGGCCGAAAGACCCGCCGGAAUUGGUUAUGGAGUAGCCACCUCACAUUCAACAGCCCAGUCAGCACCAUCACCGACGCACAACUCUGGCAAAUGGCACUCGAUGGGUACAACGAGAUCCAAGAUGAUAUGGACCUGUACAGCAUUACCGGAAGGAAUAACAAGCCCAACGCCUUGACAGUCCUCGCUUUCGAGGACGAAAUUAUCAUAGCGUCUUCGCAGAGGGGAGAGACUUCUUUUUCGUAUAACUUUGCCAACACAGAGGUUCUCAAGACUCUUCAGCUUUGCCAGAUUAUGUGGAAGGAUGAUACAGGAGAGGAUUUGCAGCAUAGACGAGAAGAAAAAUUUGGUGAGGUAAUGGCUGCGCAUAUGUAUUAUACGAUACAUAACGCUCCGCUGGUUGAUCAGAAGGCAAGAGUUGCUACGGUUAUGUGGGACAGCGUGGAAGCUAAGCUCAAGCAAGUUGAUCCUUGUGGAAAUCCUCAGAAUAAAAUCUGGGGAUGCGACUUGUUUGCUAAGACAUAUGGAAUGGCAGAGUUGAACAUCAACAUUACGCCAGAGUCAUACGAUCUGAGCACUAUCGCAGGGGGGCUAUCAAUCAAGGACCAGAUUCAGUUAUGUACCUCUUAG
This is a messenger RNA of Aspergillus sclerotioniger CBS 115572, 795 nucleotides long. RefSeq lists its product as uncharacterized. The coding region runs from base 1 to 795 and encodes 264 amino acids. The transcript has 2 exons. NCBI's taxonomy places the organism in Eukaryota, Fungi, Ascomycota, Eurotiomycetes, Eurotiales, Aspergillaceae. The record is from RefSeq and is a predicted model, not a curated record.